AUGUCGUUGGCAGAGCCAGCAGAGUUGCUGCUGAUAAGGGACCAGUAUGACCGUGCGUUGGAGUGUCUCACCAGGGGCCUGGCGGCUGAUCAGGCAGGACAGGGGCCCCAGGCCCUGGAGCUGUACAGGAGGGGCCGGCAGCACCUAACCCUGGGCCUGGAGGUCCCUACCAGGGGGCCACAGAACCAGGGAGCCCCCUGGGACACGGCCAGGCAAUUGCAGCAGAAGAUGAGGGAGACUCUGACUAACAUCAGCACCCGACUAGCUAACAUGGAGACAGCAGGGUGCCUCUACCCCACCCCGGGGCCAUUGGUGCCACCUAUGCCGCUGCCUGGUUCCUCCAACCCCCUCCCCCAUCUCUACCCCACACUGCCACCCGGGGCUACCCCAACAGACAGCCUCUCUGCCGGGGCUACAGGCACCACCAUGGCCCCCUCCCUGCCCAUCCUCCCUGCCCUGCCCCUGGGACUCCCAGGAGAGCAGCCCCCGGCCUACACCCCCCAGCCCACCGACGGGCACCACAGCCUGGCUUAUAGCCCAGCCGGAGGAGGGGGUCUGGUGGGGCAGAGGGUGGGGGGACCUCCACAGCCCGAAGGAGGAGUAGGGGGGGACGGAGAGGAGCUUCUGUUCCUUCCUCGGGGGGUGCAGAUGUUUUUCGUGUCGUCGGAUGGCCAGGUGAGCGCCCCGUCGUACCCGGGUUAUCUACGCAUCGUCAGGUUCAGCAGCCAGCUCAACGACAAGGCCAACGGAGGAGUGUCAGUCUUCCUACACGUAUGUGACUGGUUGUACCCCCUGACUCCAGACACCCCAGUGCUGCUGUCUACCUCUGGGAUCUUUAUGUUUCCUAACACCAUGGCGGGGAUACCUGGGUCCUACGUAGGGGUCGUGCUGUCCUCAGAACUGCCUGCAGCAGACAGACAUGCCUUUCAGGACCUCCUCUCACAACUCACUGAGCUACGGGUACAGGCUCCAGAGGAGGGGGCAGGGUCAGAGAUCAUGAACCUGAGUGAAAAGGUUCCCAUUGGUCCCCCUGUGGAGGGGGCGGGAGCAGGGACAGGAGAGGAAGAACUCCCCCUACCUGAAUGGAGCGAGAAGAUGUCCCAAGGCAUCCUGACAGGUGCAUCGUGGCUGAGUAAAGGGUUUGUGCGUGGAGCGGAGGCCACAGGUAAGGCCAUCCAGAAAGGAGCGUCUAAGCUGAGAGAACACAUCACCCCAGAGAACGUCCCGGGUGAGGUCAGCCCUGGUGUUACCAAGGGCCUGCACCACGCAAAACAGGCCACCGGGGGCGCUGUUCGCGUCAGUCAGUUCCUGGUGGACGGAGUGUGUACCGUAGUAGGCUGUGUGGGGGAGAAGCUGGCUCCUCAUGUAAAGAAACAUGGCAAUAAACUGAUCCCUGAGUCCAUGAAGAACACUAAAGAUGGCCGCUCCAACCUGGACGGAGCUAUGGUGGUGGCAGUCAGCAGCAUGAAGGGUCUCUCCGCUAUGUGGACUGGUUUGGAAACUGGAGCUAAGAACAUCGGCAAGAGUGUCACCUCUGAGACGGUCAUGACCGUGAAGCAUAAAUUUCGGGGUCUAGAAGGUCUUUUAGACAAACCCUCUAACUGA
This is a messenger RNA of Salvelinus namaycush (lake trout), 1605 nucleotides long. It is a transcript of the gene sparta, whose product is annotated as spartin a. The record is from RefSeq and is a predicted model, not a curated record. The transcript has 8 exons. Gene Ontology annotation, cellular component: plasma membrane. Bases 1 to 1605 code for a protein of 534 amino acids. Lineage: Eukaryota; Metazoa; Chordata; Actinopteri; Salmoniformes; Salmonidae. Gene Ontology annotation, biological process: negative regulation of BMP signaling pathway; cell division.